GAAGAACUUAACCUUGUUUCAAAUUUACAAAAGAUAAAUAAUAAAUUACGAGAUCAUAAUCAGAAGCUGAUAUCAUUAGAUUUCAAGAUCCUUAUUUUAAGGAAGUGUUAUUUGUAGAAAACACAAAAACAUGUCUACAGGAACUGUACUUCCAAAUGAAGCACCAGAACAUUGUCCUGGUGUCAACAGUGAAAGUGCAGGAAAAGCCUCUGCUUGUGCAGGUUGUCCCAAUCAGAAUAUCUGUUCAGAACCAAAGGGUCCUGAUCCAGGUAUACAGCUGGUGAAGGAACGCCUCUCAGAAGUUACCAAUAAAAUACUGGUGCUUUCAGGGAAGGGAGGAGUUGGUAAAAGCACAGUUACAGCUUUACUAAGUAGAACUUUAGCAGCUGAUGAUAGUGAAAGAAAUGUUGCUGUACUUGAUAUAGACAUUUGUGGACCUUCUCAACCACGUGUUUUAGGAGUUGCUGAUGAACAAGUUCAUCAAUCAGGUUCAGGAUGGUCCCCUGUGUAUGUGGAAGACAAUUUAUCAGUGAUGUCUAUAGGAUUUCUCUUGGGUUCUCCUGAUGAUGCAAUCAUCUGGAGAGGGCCCAAAAAAAACGGGAUGAUUCGUCAAUUUCUGAGUGAAGUAGACUGGGGGAAACUAGAUUUCCUGUUGAUUGACACACCACCAGGUACAUCUGAUGAACAUUUAUCAGCUGUCACUUAUUUGUCAAAAGCUGGACUUUCUGGGGCAAUAAUUGUAACAACUCCACAAGAAGUGGCUCUCCUGGAUGUUAGAAAAGAAAUUGAUUUCUGUAGAAAAGUCAAUGUAGAGAUACUGGGUGUUAUCGAAAAUAUGUCUAGUUUCAUUUGUCCUAAUUGUGAUAAAUCUUCGGAAAUAUUUCCUGUAACCACAGGAGGAGCAAGGAAAAUGUGUGAAGAUUUGAGGGUUCCUUUCCUUGGCAGUUUGCCUUUGGAUCCGAGAAUUGCUAGAUGUUGUGAUGAAGGGAGAGAUUUCAUAACAGAACUUCCAGAUUCUCCAGCAUUGAAAGCUUCCAGUGAAAUUGUUAAAAGGGUACUUGAGUCAUGCAAGCAACAAAAACAGUGAGGAAUGUUCAGGUAAUAUGGUGAUCUGAAUAACUCUGUUGUCAUUUUACUCAAUAGAUUUAUAUAAUUAUUUUCCAAUAAGUACUACAUACUUGAUUAAAACUAUUUAAUCACAAUCAAAUAAAAUAUUUCAUAAGUCUUAAAAUCAGUUCUUAUUGGUAACUAUGAAAUAAAAAAGGCUAUCCUCUUGGCACUUUUGUUCUUUAUCACAAUACUAAAGGGAUAAAGGAAAGUACACUUAUGUGAAUUUGCAACAUUUAUGUCAAUAAUUGCUGAAUUGAAAGCAUAAAAAGUAAUGGUCCAAAUUUGGCAAUGUAAUUGCUUGUGUGAGGGUGUGAUAAUUUUCCAUUCAUUUUUUCUAAUACUUCCUUUUAAUAGAGCAGAAUGCAGAUCAGCUGGAGUUGAAAGAGAAAAAAAAGUAUUUCCAAUCUAUCCUUGUCUACAGUAUUCCAACAUGAAAUAAUGAAAAUGUUAUGUUGGCAACACUGGAAAUGAGAAGAAAUGGAGAAGAAGACCAUUCUAAACAUGUUUAUAUUGAGCUUAAUAUGAUCUCAAUUUUUUCCCAUUUGCACUGAAGACAAUGACAUAUGGAAAGACCUUUUUUUCUCUCUCAAUGCCAGCUGGACUGCUCUAUUAAACCAAAGAAUAGUAGGUUAGUAUUAAACUGCAUAAUAGUACCGAGUACCGAUUCGAGUGUGAAGGCCUCAAUGCAUAUCAAAUAUUGUAGUUUUCAGGGCAUUUUCAUGUGCUAUUUCUUUCACAAAGGUUUUGUCAAAUUCGCACAGGUACUUACCUUGAAUUACAAUCUAUAAAAUUUCGCAAUUAAAAUCUUUGGAUAAAAUACAUAAUUUGCAUGACACAUCAUAUGUAAAGCUAAUGGUUGAAAUGGAUGGAUUCCUUCCCAUAUUUAUGUGAUAAUAAAAUUACAACUUAUUAUUCACUUCCAGUUGAUAAGAAAAGAUUUCUUCAAGUCCAUGUCCAAUUCAUCAAUUACCAA
Phaedon cochleariae (mustard beetle) is the source of this 2083-nucleotide messenger RNA. Lineage: Eukaryota; Metazoa; Arthropoda; Insecta; Coleoptera; Chrysomelidae. The record is from the annotation of a GenBank genome assembly.